AUGGACCGCGCCCGCGCGCGCCUGCACGUCGUCCUGCGGCACCUCGGCCGCCCCGCGGGCCCGGCCGUCAGAGCGCACCCUGCUGCUGAGACUGCUCCCUCUGCCAGCUCCCGCCCUCAGCAAUUCCAGUAUACUUUGGAUAAUAAUGUCCUAAGCCUGGAGCAGAGACAAUUUUAUGAAGAAAAUGGGUUUCUUGUCAUUAAAAAUCUCGUAUCUGAUGAGGAUAUUGAACGCUUUAGGGCUGAAUUUGAAAAAAUCUGCCAAAAGGAAGUGUCACCAACAGGGUUAGUGAUAAUGAGAGAUGUGUCCACUGUACAGUCACAAUGUACUCUGAGUGAACAAGUGGUUUCGAAGAUCCAAGAUUUCCAGGAAGAUGAGGAGCUCUUUCGAUACUGCACUCUCCCCCAGAUUCUGAAAUACGUGGAAUGCUUCACUGGACCCAAUAUCAUGUCCAUACACACAAUGCUGAUCAACAAGCCCCCAGACUCUGGUAAGAAGACAUCCAGGCAUCCCUUGCAUCAGGAUCUACACUACUUCCCCUUCCGGCCCAGCAAUCACAUAGUUUGCUCUUGGACUGCCAUGGAGCACAUUGACAGGAACAACGGCUGUCUGGUCGUGCUCCCAGGCACACACAAAGGAUCCCUGAAGCCACAUGAUUACCCCCAGUGGGAGGGUGGAGUUAACAAAAUGUACCAUGGCAUCCAGGAUUACCAGCCGGACAGUGCUCGGGUACACCUUGUGAUGGAGAAAGGAGACACUGUUUUCUUUCAUCCUCUGCUCAUUCAUGGAUCUGGUCAGAACAGAACUAAAGGAUUCCGAAAAGCAAUUUCCUGCCAUUAUGCCAGUGCCAACUGCCAUUGUAUUGAUGUGGAGGGUACCAGUCAAGAAAACAUCAGGAAUGAAGUUAUAGAGGUAGCUGAGAAAAGGCUUGGACUUAAAGGAGCUGUCAACUUCAAGGAUAUUAUGUUGUUUCGAACACGACUUGUGAAAGGAGAAAGAGUUAACCUGUGAAAUGACCCACAAGCCAUGUAGAGUGGCUCAUGUCAACAAUCCCAGCACUCAGGGGCCCUAGGCAGGAGCAUGACAAGUUCCAGGACAACCUGGGCUACAUCAUGAGACACUGUCUCAAAACAACAACAACAACAAAGGAAUUUCAAAGCAAAACAAGAAGUCUAAGGAAGAUGCGUCCUUAAUGGGUUAAUAUAUUCUUUUCUAUCACUUGCUAACAAAGUCAAGGAACGUAGACUAGAGUCUUAUUUGCAUGUAGCUAAUUUGACAGUACAGUGCUGUUGCUUUAAUGAAAGUGAAAAGCAGUGAAGGUGAAAGAUGGCUGUGUUAAAAAAUUUAACUUGGAGUUGCGACUAAUAAAGGUGAUUGAGAAUAACUUAAA
Jaculus jaculus (lesser Egyptian jerboa) is the source of this 1390-nucleotide messenger RNA. It is a transcript of the gene Phyh, whose product is annotated as phytanoyl-CoA 2-hydroxylase. Lineage: Eukaryota; Metazoa; Chordata; Mammalia; Rodentia; Dipodidae. Gene Ontology annotation, biological process: fatty acid alpha-oxidation. The transcript is spliced from 9 exons. The coding region runs from base 1 to 1011 and encodes 336 amino acids. Gene Ontology annotation, molecular function: phytanoyl-CoA dioxygenase activity. The record is from RefSeq and is a predicted model, not a curated record.